CGGCGCUGCUGAGCUGCUACUUCACCGCCACAGGAUGCCUAGCUAGUGUGUUUGAGGAAACAUCAAACUGAAAGUAGUGGACCUCUCAGUCAGUGGAAAACUACGCUAACUUUGACCCUUUUACCAAAGGACAGUUUUAGUGACGGGAAAAAAUGUCUCGUAGAUAUGAUUCCCGAACAACCAUAUUUUCCCCUGAAGGACGUCUGUAUCAGGUGGAGUAUGCAAUGGAAGCAAUCGGUCACGCUGGAACAUGCCUGGGGAUUCUAGCCAAUGACGGAGUGCUCUUAGCAGCAGAGAGACGCAACAUUCACAAACUGCUUGAUGAGGUUUUCUUUUCUGAGAAGAUCUACAAGCUCAAUGAUGACUUGGCCUGCAGUGUUGCUGGGAUCACAUCAGAUGCUAACGUACUGACAAAUGAGCUGCGGCUAAUUGCACAGAGAUAUUUAUUGCAGUACCAGGAGCCAAUACCCUGCGAGCAGUUGGUGACAGCCCUGUGUGACAUCAAACAAGCAUACACACAGUUUGGUGGUAAGAGGCCAUUUGGUGUUUCUCUGCUGUACAUGGGCUGGGACAAACAUUACGGCUUCCAGUUGUACCAGAGUGACCCCAGUGGCAACUAUGGAGGCUGGAAGGCAACGUGUAUUGGCAACAACAGCGCUGCUGCAGUGUCCAUGUUGAAGCAGGACUUCAAAGAGGGUGAGAUGAGUCUGUCUUCUGCUCUGGCUUUGGCUGUCAAAGUCCUCAACAAAACAAUGGAUGUCAGCAAGCUCUCAGCGGAGAAAGUGGAAAUUGCCACCCUGACUCGAGAAGACGGGAAAACAAAAAUCAAGGUGUUGAAGCAGAAAGAAGUCGAGGAACUCAUCAAACGGCACGAGGCUGAGGAGGCCAAGGCUGAAAAGGACAAAAAGGAGAAGGAGCAGAAGGAGAAGGACAAAUGAGCAAAAAUAAUUGUCUUCACCUCGUCACCAAAUUCUGUAGUGUUUUGUCUUUUACAUUAAAAGUUUGGAAACUGA
This is a messenger RNA of Perca fluviatilis (European perch), 1013 nucleotides long. Its product is annotated as proteasome subunit alpha type-4-like. Gene Ontology annotation, biological process: ubiquitin-dependent protein catabolic process. The record is from RefSeq and is a predicted model, not a curated record. NCBI's taxonomy places the organism in Eukaryota, Metazoa, Chordata, Actinopteri, Perciformes, Percidae. Bases 153 to 938 code for a protein of 261 amino acids. Gene Ontology annotation, cellular component: proteasome core complex, alpha-subunit complex; cytosol; proteasome core complex. The transcript is spliced from 9 exons.